Ostertagia ostertagi is the source of this 897-nucleotide messenger RNA. The record is from the annotation of a GenBank genome assembly. Lineage: Eukaryota; Metazoa; Nematoda; Chromadorea; Rhabditida; Trichostrongylidae.
AUGUCUUGUUCUAUAAACUUGCCUCAACGGCCUGCGUUCGCUCGUUGUACUCCAUCAAAGCUCCUUGUGUCCACCUAUCAGUUAGAAGGUUCUGAUUCACGGGUUGGCUCUCUCUACAUUCUCUCGCAUAGCCUCGAUAUUUGUCGCUGUAUUACAGCCCCAGCUGGGGUGUUCCGAUUCGAUUUCGUGGAACCACACGUUGUUAUAGCAGCUAUCACUGAUGGCUCCCUAUUUACUGCGUCUAUUACAGAUUCACAGUCAAAUUCCUCUAUAUCUGUGGCGGAAGACAUUUUGCUUGAUGUUUCAUCGCGUUCCUCAACAAGUCAUGUGUCCUGCACCGACAAAAUGGGCUUCGCUUACGUUGUAGAUCUGGCUGUGGGAAUAGUUACUUCUAGAUGGAAGGCUCACUCGUUGCCUUACACUGAUACUGGAUGCGAGGUGUGGACGUGCGCCCAACAUGAUAAUAUGCUAUGCACGGGUGGAGAGGAUGAAACCUUAAAGGUAUGGGAUGCUCGAAGUCAGUGCGUUGUCCAGCGUUUCAGUCAAUUUGAAGCCGGAGUCACAUUUAGCGAGUGGCAGGAGGACAGGUUGAUUCUAUCCGGUAGCUACGACCAAAACAUCCGUCUGUUUGAUAUGCGUAAUAAUCGGGACGCAGUCAAAACCGUGCAGACGGAUGGAGGAGUUUGGCAUAUUGAGAACUGUGAACGCGCCGGUCUGCGAUACUAUCUCUCCUCAUGUAUGUACGGCGGCUGGGCAUUACUUGAUCAGAAUUUCGAUAUUGUAAGUAGAGAUAAGCUUGCUGGAGAACAACUUCUCUAUGGAAUAACUUUGCUGAAUGAAAAUACUCUCGCUUACACUACGUUUAAUGAUUCUAAGGUAAGCACUGCCACACUGUGA